UCUGGCAAGGCCACCUGGCCCAGAUGACCAAACAGAAAAGGUCAAAAAGAAUCGUCUGUGACGGGAAUUGAGCCCGACGUGGGGGUCGAACCCACAACCUUGAGAUUUCGGAGUACUCCUUAAGAGUCUCACGCUCUACCGAUUGAGCUAGCCGGGCAACGGCUAAUUGGUUGCUCAAAACUGUCCGAAGCUGGCUACAAGUCAACAGCUUUUCACAAUAUGCAGCCCUGGCAAUAGUCAUAGCGUUUUAAACUCAACAUCCCUCCGAAAGCUCCAACCACCCAGUGACGGCAACAGCUCGUAUCCCAGCACACCCUCGAUCAAAGCAGCAACCAUGGGUGCCGUCACUUGGAACUCGUUUGUGUACCGGGUGUGCUCCGUGCUAAGGACGAGCGAGUUGAACAUUUCGCCCAGCCCGAACGCAGACUGAUGGAGCGUUAUCUGGACGGCUGGAGGAUUGGUGGUAUCAUGGUGAUUGACCCGACACCAGCGUUGCAGAUACUCCGACAAGAACUGAAGGGUAGGGCUGUGGCUGCAGUGCAACUCGAUCCUCUUGGUGCUUGCCGUCAUGGUCAGGUAAUAGGGCGGUCGAAGAAACAGCUGGUCGGGGCGUGGUAGAGACGCCGCGUCGGGAAGAAACUCGACCUUUGCUCGUGGCUUGGAGGCGUCGACAUUGACCUCUACCUCUGCCCAGUCGUCUCCAGGUGUCGUGGUGGCCUGGGCAUCCCGAACCGGAAGCUCGGUUUGCUUCUUGUCGGUAUCGAAGCAAGUAAGGAGGUUGCCACGAAAGAUGGGAAACAAUUCGGUUGGUUGAAGCUGAAAGGCCUGUUUCUUGGGAAGAGAGACGACAAACCCUCGCCGCUGCUCCGACCACGACGUGGCGGCCUUGUCCGAGUCCGCAACGGCUAUAAAGAUCCUGAGGCGAGAGGGGACCUUUUCCAGCAACUGCUCCCCCCACGCUUCGUGUUCAGAGCCAUCCAAAAGCUCGAUCAUGCUCUUGACGCAUACUAGAACGCACCCGGUGACGCAAGCCACGAGGUCCAGUUUGUCGGGAUAAUAGGAGUCAAGCUCGGCGAUCAAAAGAUGCCAUUCGGGCUCAGCGUCCACCUCGUGGCCCAAGAUGUCUUUGAGCUUCCUGAUAGCCGUUUGGAGUGCGCCAUCCUCCUUUUUCCAAACCUCACGGAUUCCGAUUUGGGCUUUGAGCGGUCUGUCGUGAUCAGUUAGCGUCAGGUAUGCUCGUCUGCUGGCACACGUGUGGUGGCAUGGCAUUACUCACAUCGAGGGCAUGGUUGCCGGCUUUGCGCUUCGCACCGGUUACUGAUUCUGGAGGACAGAAACAUCGAGCCGUGCGUUGUUCGUCUCUUUUAACCACAUUGUUGAUGCCACGAACUCGCUACCCUUUGUUGAGGGAGGCAGCAUGCUUGGCGACCCCUGAAGGCGCGCGAGGCGCCAGAGCUGAGCGCGGGGAUGGCUUGGCACCAAAGGGCGAUCUGCAAGGCGAACUGGAGAUUGCCAUCUUCGUGUUAAGCAAUGUCAACAAACUAGAUGUCAUAUCUCGUGUAGGACGGCGGCAAAGUUGCCUUUCUUGGAAUAACAAGGAGUAUGCAUGUUGACUUUGGCGUUUCCCCUCGGUUGCGUUCCUGAUACUAUGCAGUUCUUUGGGCCCUAGAGCGGCAGCCUGGAGUGGGCCGACGACUCAUUUCCACAAGCAGAGCGGUCAACGUUUUGGAAACCGAGCUUCCGCAACAACUCCCGUGAGGCUGACCGAACCUCCGUGACUCGACAGAAUGUGGCCCAGGGUAUCACCGAACCCCCGGAAGGGAUGCUUAGGCAAGUGAUGUGCUCGGUCACUGGAAGACGCGGGUGGGCGUGAGGAGCGAUGCGACUUUUGGACAUAAAAGAGGGGACCUCUGGCUGUCCAGGAGGUCCAAUAUCUUCAGCAUCAUCUCGAACAUCCUCGCCCGCCUCUUUUUCAACUCUACCACAUUCUUCCCAACUACCACCACUCAAUACAUCCGUCACUAUGGCUCCUCUUCCUCCUGCGGAGAAGCUUUCGCUUGCCGUCCGCAAGAAUGUCAGAGACGAGUGGGAGAACAACAAGGCCGACCUCGAGAAGCAGCUUUCCGAACUCCUUGGCACCGAGUGGACCGUCGAAGCUGACCCCAAGGCCAUCUGGCCUUACCACAACGACGGUUACGCCAAGGAGAGUCUUGGUUCUUGCAUCAAAGCCUACGUCGAGGGCGCUAUCUACCAGAUCAAGUAUCUGAGUGGAAGAUAUGGAAGCGAAUUCGCCACAGAGAUCAACGACCUCGCCCAUGCUCAUGUCUUGACGCUCGAGGUCGAGGACCAGGACCCAGCCCGUUUUAGCUACAAUGGUUGCGAUAUCAAGGAUGGCAAGCUGCGCAUUCUGUUCAACGAGACAUGCCUUGGCACCAACGUCGAUUACGCCUUGCAAGAGAACAGCCUUUUGCCCGCCCUCAACGCCGCUCCCAGUGACAAGCCUUUUAGCUUCCACGCUCGCAACAGCAUCAGACAGGACUACGAACCCGCCAUCGGCGCUGUCAAGAAGGACAUUGCCGACCUUCUCGGCAAGAGUGUGGAUGAGAUCACGAUCAAUCCCAACUUCGAGGCCAACUUUGCCAAACUCAGUGAGAGCAAGCCCAGUCUCGAGGACUGGCAAGAACGGCUCGGGAACUUCACGCUGAAGUACUUUGAGGGCUUGGCUUACCAGAUGAAGUACCAAAAGGUUGGCGAGGACGAGCUUAUCCAGGAGGGUCUUCUGGAGGCUGUCAGCAAGAACGAGUACGCCCUUCGCAUUGUGGACACCCUCACGUAUGACUCGUAUGGUGAGGUUGUGGUGGAAGAUGGGGUGCUCUACAUCCAGGCCAAGCCGGAUACAUUCGGUACCAACAUUGACUACGCUGCUCAGAAGCUUGUUGAUCAGCUCUGA
Podospora pseudocomata is the source of this 2950-nucleotide messenger RNA. RefSeq lists its product as uncharacterized. The record is from RefSeq and is a predicted model, not a curated record. Lineage: Eukaryota; Fungi; Ascomycota; Sordariomycetes; Sordariales; Podosporaceae. Bases 1880 to 2950 code for a protein of 356 amino acids. The transcript is spliced from 2 exons.